Messenger RNA from Daphnia pulex (common water flea), 3427 nucleotides. RefSeq names its product protein gustavus-like (gene gus). The transcript has 7 exons. NCBI's taxonomy places the organism in Eukaryota, Metazoa, Arthropoda, Branchiopoda, Diplostraca, Daphniidae. Gene Ontology annotation, molecular function: protein binding. The coding region runs from base 794 to 2437 and encodes 547 amino acids. The record is from RefSeq and is a predicted model, not a curated record. Gene Ontology annotation, biological process: intracellular signal transduction; proteasome-mediated ubiquitin-dependent protein catabolic process. Gene Ontology annotation, cellular component: SCF ubiquitin ligase complex.
GAAACGAGCCAGUCGGCUGCCAACCUGCCUAGAGGGUUGUUGGUUGUUUGUUUCAACAGGAAAAAAAGAAAACGAAAACAUUAGUAUUUCUUUUUCCUUCUCCACCGAUAUUAUUCCAACCCGGGAAAGGCUCACGCACAACGAUCGUGUCAAGGACAGCAACACCAGUACCAGUGUCUCUCUCUUUCUGAAAUCAAACUUUUUUCCCUAUUGUGGUCUCCAUGGUGAUGUUUCCGUCCAUCCAACGAUUCAACGGGCAUUUGUGCUGUGGGAGAAAGAAAAGCAGUAGUCGCUGGGUUGUUUGGACGAUUGUUUGCUAACUAAAGUGUCGGUUGGUUGCGCCGAUUCCUUUGGAGAGCCAAAGGAGAGUUAGAAAGUGACCUUUUUAUUUUACACUCGAAAAUUCAUGGAAAGUGAAAACGACCAAAAAAUACAAGAAACAAAAAAGAACUGAGCGGCGCUUUCUAGUGUAAAUUCGAAAGAGAAAAGAUAUCUCGACUUUUUAGCCAUUCUAGUGAAAACCAGCUCUGACCGUGUCUCUCUCUCUCUCUUUUUCGUUUUUCUCGGUCGUCAAGUGCAAUUCCCUUUCGAAGGGAAAGACCGUAGAGUUUGUUGGGCAGCAGCAGCAGCUACACAAGUGUAUGUGUGUUUGUGGUAUCUUCUUCCCUGCCCAGCGAGAGAGAGAGAUAUACUUUACUAAAUAUCCGAUAACUUUUUUUUCUUUUUGGGUGAAGACAACCGUCUUUUGUGUAUAUGUGCCGUUGUGUAAUCAUUUCCGCUGUGGGAACAAACAAUGGAGACGAGUAGGUAUCGCAGUAAUCGCUCGGGCGGAAUCCUCGGCCAACAACAGAGCGCAAGCGCCAGUAGCACCGCUAGUAGCAACAAUUCCGCCAGUUCUUCGUCUGGGGUGUCCAUAACCUGGACAAGGAGUUGCCAGGCAACGUGCAGCAAGCAGCCUUGUUUAAGCUGCGCGGGCAAUCCUUUGUUGACGCCCAGCAGUCAAAGUGGUGGUGGUGGUCCAGCCGCAGCAGCAGCCGCAGUCGCAGCCGCUGCAUCCGCAGCUGAAACGGAGCAUCGUAUUUACUUGCGCAGUCACCGGCAGCGACGCAAUCAACAGCUGCUGCAAAUCCAACAACAACAGCAGCAGGUCGCCAAUUUAACCCUGCGUCCAUGGACGCGGUCCCGUGCGCAGCAGGUGCUGCACCACUAUCAGCUUGAGCAACUUCACCCGUCUCACACCGGUGUCGUCUACUUGACUAAUCCGAGCGAGCGGGCCGCCAGCAAAACAGGAAUACCCUUGGUUCAGCAACUACCGCCACCGCCGUUACCACAACAACAGCAGCAACAACAACAGCAGCAGCAGCAACAACAGAACGUCAGAUUGGCCUUGGCCGCUGUCACCAGAGCCUCAUCAUUGCCCACGGGUGUGGACCGGCGUCGCGUGACGCGUGGGAUGACAAUGGGUCAGAAGGUGUCUGGCGGAGUUAAAGGUCUCAGCGGUCGGGAAGGCAGUCACUCGUCGCUGGGCGGAGCCAAACCAUCCAAUUCUCGGCAUGAAAUGCCACACGAUUUUACUAAACCUUCGCGGCUGGAAGCUCUGCUCGACAUGCCGCCCACUUCCAGGGAAGUGGAAUUGAAGCAUGCGUGGAACGCGGACGACCGGUCGCUCAACAUCUUUGUCAAAGAGGAGGAUCCGUUGACGUUUCAUCGGCAUCCAGUGGCUCAGAGUACGGACUGCAUCCGCGGCCGCGUCGGUUUCACGCGCGGUCUCCACGUCUGGGAGCUCAAUUGGUCGACACGCCAGCGCGGCACUCACGCCGUCGUCGGUGUCGCCACCCUCACCGCCCCUCUCCACUCGGUUGGCUACCAGAGUCUGGUGGGCAGCAACGACCAAUCGUGGGGCUGGGAUCUUGGCCGCAACAAACUCUACCACGACUCGAAAAACCAAGCCGGCACCACUUACCCGGCCAUCCUCAAGUCGGACGAGAAUUUCACCGUCCCAGAUUCGUUUUACGGUGAGAGAAUUUCGAUGGCAGUACGCGACCGAGAUUUUGUUGUGUGUGCGUGUGUGUGUGUGUUUGUUUGCGAUAACCAUCAACCACUUUCUCUUUUUUUUUUCUUUUUCUCCUUGCGAAAAAUAGUCGUUUUGGACAUGGACGAGGGAACGCUAGCCUUUGUCGUCGAUGGACAGUACUUGGGCGUGGCCUUCCGAGGUCUCAAAGGCAAGAAACUUUAUCCCAUCGUCAGCGCCGUCUGGGGGCAUUGUGAAAUUACCAUGAAAUACAUAGGAGGACUCGAUCCUGAACCAUUGACGUUGACAGACCUGUGCAGGCGAGUGGUUCGACAAACGGUGGGCAAACAGCGACUCGAGAGGCUGGACGAGCUCAACUUACCGCCGGCUCUCAAGAGUUACUUACUCUAUCAACACCGGCGAUGAUCCGUACCGCAUCGCAGAUGAAGUUGUCCAUCAAUCAACUCUCUAGAAAACAAAAAUACCAGAAGAAGAAAAAAACAAACAAAAAAAAAGGCGAUUUUUUAAGGAAAAGGAGGGCCCAUGAAAACGGUUUACAAAGAACAAUUUUUCUCUUUUUAUAAAGGAGCUCUUUUGAAGUUUGAGCUCGACGAUUUCCAAUCUCACUUGACACGUCAGUGGAAUACAGAUCCUGAGAAGAAGGAAUUCCCCCUCCCUUUUUAACCAAAAUACUGUUUUUUUAGAAAUUUUUAAAAAUGAAACAAAAAAUGACCAUCAUCUGAUCACACACCCGACCCCCGUGGAUAUAAAAGUGUUGUCUGCCUCCUUUAAUUUUUUCAUUUUUUUUUUAAAUCAUCUGUCGGUUCCGUUUUUUAUUUUUCAUUUUUUCCGACCUCCUCCUUUACACUUCCGCCAGACUCUUUUUUAUGUGUAAAACGUUGGAAUGAUUUUUGUUUUGUAUGUGUCGUGUGUGGGAGAGGGGAGGGUAAUUAGGAACCCGGGAGCUCAAAAUUGAAACAACAAGAAGAAGGAAAAUAUUUCACUCCUUUAUGUUAAAAGAAAAUCAUCUUUUUUUCGGUUCGGGAAAAAAAACUUAUUUUUCUUUUUAUGUAAUUUUUCCCUCCCCCAACACAUUUUUGUUUUAUGUGUGUGUCUGUGUGGAUGUUUGCGAGACCAAAAGAAUUCUUUUGUUUUAUCUUUGUUUUCUUGUUCCGACACGGAUCCCAUUUAGACGCUCCCCUCAUUGAAAAAAAGAUUGACAACGUUGUCAGGCGUGUGUGUGUGUUAUGCGGCAUGCCAAAUUUGUGUAAUUCGGAAUCUAAUGCUGCUCGCAAGAAAAGAAGGAAAAAGAAAAAAGAAGCAUUUUUUUAUUGUAUGCAUGUGUGCCUGUAUGUGUGCUGUAUUGUACGUCUUUCCCAAUUUUUAUUUUACAAAAAUCGACCGUGUGAAUCUGUC